This is a messenger RNA of Pseudophryne corroboree (corroboree frog), 2592 nucleotides long. Its product is annotated as extracellular calcium-sensing receptor-like. Gene Ontology annotation, biological process: G protein-coupled receptor signaling pathway. Gene Ontology annotation, molecular function: G protein-coupled receptor activity. NCBI's taxonomy places the organism in Eukaryota, Metazoa, Chordata, Amphibia, Anura, Myobatrachidae. Bases 1 to 2592 code for a protein of 863 amino acids. Gene Ontology annotation, cellular component: plasma membrane. The transcript has 6 exons. The record is from RefSeq and is a predicted model, not a curated record.
AUGGAUAAGUACCUGCCUGUAUUUCUCAACAUUAAGGACACCAUUAAUCCUGACCAAGUCCCCAACUCCAUUUGCUCAAAUGCAGCCCCAGACUUGCAAGGAACCUCCACCAUGCUUCAUUGUUGCCUCAUUAUUGUACCGCUCUCCAGCCCUUCGUUGAACAAAUUGCUUUCUCCUACAGCCAAAUAUUUCACAUUGUUCUUACUUGAAACAUACCAGCAGUACCAGGCAUUGAGGUUUGCAGUGGAGGAAAUCAACAGAAAUCCUGAAGUUCUACCAAACAUCACCCUGGGGUUCCUGACCUAUGACUCCUGUUCUGUUCUGCACAUGGAGCUGGAGGGGACGCUGGCAAUGGUCACCGGACGUAGUCAAGCAAUACCAAAUUAUUUAUGGUUGGGAAAGCCACCAUUGGCUGGAAUCCUUGGACACUCAAUGUCCACUUACUCCAUUCUCAUGGCACACAUUCUGGGGCUGUACAAAUACCCACAGAUAAGUCAUUAUGCAACAAGUGCUCUACUAAGUAACCGGAGACAGUUUCCUUCCUUCUUCAGGACAGUCCCCAGUGAUACCUUUCAAUCACAGGGAUUGGCUCAACUUGUAUUGCAUUUUGGAUGGACGUGGGUGGGGUUGGUGGCAAUGGGAAAUGACUAUGGACAGCAAGGAAUUCAUGUUAUUACACAAGAAAUUCUAAAGGCUGGAGCUUGUGUGGCCUUCACCCAAUUCAUUCAUCUCAAUAGGGCAGAUAGGAAUGCUCCUUAUAUUUCUAGACUCAUAAAAAAGUCCACAGCCAAGGCUGUCAUUGUUUUCUCCAUUGAUGUCUUCUUUAUCCCACUCAUCGAUGAGAUGAUCAGAGUGAAUGUCACUGGGAAGAUAUUUGUAGCGAGUGAGGCUUGGUCCAUCUCGUCUAUACUUCUAGACGAUAAAUAUUCUAAUAUACUCUCAGGCUCUAUUGGCUUUGCUUUCCAUAGUUCAACAAUACCAGGAUUUCGAGAGCAUUUAGAAAGGAUCCACCCAUUUUACAAAAACGGCGAAAUGGUAACAAGAAUAUUUUGGGAAAAGACGUUUGGAUGCAAGCUCAUUGAUGAUAGAAAUCCAAUAUGGAAUAAAACUACAAGGUGGUGUACAGGAAAUGAAUCUCUAUUGGCUAUUGAGAAUGCCUACACUGAUGCGUCCAACCUUAGAACUUCAUACAAUAUUUACACAUCUACUCACAUCAUAGCUAACGCGUUGCACAACCUUCAGUCGUGUCAGCAGCAGAGAGGACCAUUCUACAAUAGAAGCUGUGCAACUCCCCAGAAUUUCAAGCCUUGGCAGCUAACACGCUACAUCCAGAAUGUCCGUGUAAAACUGGAGUAUGGAAGAGAGGUCUACUUUGAUAAAAAUGGGGAUCCCCCGGCAGUGUACGAUAUUGUUAAUUGGCAGCGAGGUGACAACGUGGGCAUAAAGCAGGUUAAAGUCGGAAGCUAUGAUACAGCAGUUAUUAAUGGCAGCGUCCUGACCGUUAACAGAAGUGCCGUGAUGUGGGUGCCCCAACAGGACCAGGUUCCUCCAUCGCUGUGCAGUGAGAGCUGUCUUCCAGGCUUAAGAAAGGUCGCAAUAAAGGGACAACCUGUCUGCUGUUACCAGUGUGUCCCUUGUCCGCAGGGAGAGAUCUCCAACCAAACUGACUCCAACGACUGCUUUCAAUGUCCAUGGGACACUUGGCCAAACCUGCAAAAAGACAGAUGUGUUCCAAAGAUGGUAGAGUUUCUCUCAUACGAGGAGCCCCUGGGUGCCACCCUCGCUGGUUCUGGCAUUUCCUCGGUCACAGUACCACUUUCCAUCUUGUCCCUGUACCUCAAAAAGAAGAACACCCCCAUUAUAAAAGCCAACAACUUCACUUUGAGUUGUAUUCUCUUGGUAUCUCUUUCCUGCUGUUUCCUCUGCUCUUUGGCAUUUAUCGGAUACCCCCAAUCUAAAAAGUGCAUUCUGCGCCAAGCUGCCUUUGGCAUGGCUUUUGCACUUUGUAUUUCAUGUGUUUUAGCCAAAACUUUUAUGGUAGUUUUUGCUUUUAUGGCCACAAAACCAAGAAGCAGCCUAAGAAAAUGGGCCACACCACAAGCAUCCUACAUGAUUAUCAUUUGCUGCUCCCUCUUGCAGUUCAUCAUAUGUGCCCUAUGGAUGUCCCUCGCACCUCCAUAUCCAGGGAAUGACAUCCAAACAUCCCCAGGAGUUAUAAUUGCGGAGUGUAAGGAGGGUUCUCCAACUGCCUUCUGGUGCAUGGUUGGCUAUCUGAGCCUCUUGGCUUCCAUUAGUUUCAUUGUUGCCUUCUUGGCCAGAAGACUCCCUGACAGCUUCAAUGAGACCAAGUUCAUCACUUUCAGCAUGCUGGCCUUCCUCAGUGUCUGGGUGUCCUACAUCCCAGCCUCGCUCAGUGCCCAGGGUAAAUACACUGUGGCCAUGGAGAUAUUUGCCAUCCUGGCAUCCAGCUGGGCUCUGGUGAUCUGUAUGUUUCUACCUAAAUGCUUUAUCAUACUGUUCAGACAGGACAUGAACUCCAGGGAAUAUCUCAUGAGGAAACAGCACAUGAUGAAAACAGGCCAGGGUAGAUAA